Molecule: messenger RNA, 1380 nt
Organism: Hansenula ciferrii
Lineage: Eukaryota; Fungi; Ascomycota; Saccharomycetes; Phaffomycetales; Wickerhamomycetaceae
Exons: 1
Coding region: 1-1380 (459 amino acids)
Source: RefSeq, a predicted model, not a curated record
AUGUCACAAUUUCAAGAUACUGAAAAUGUUGAUCCAAGACAUCUCAACAAUAAUGAAUCAAAUUCAUUUCCAAAUCAUCAUGUUAAACCAACUUUGAAAAACUAUACAAAUUCAAUCAUUAAAAAUUCCAAAAAUCAUCAUCAUCAACAACAACAACAACAAAAACAUUCAAUUCCAAAAUUUAAUUAUCAAACUCCAAAAAUUUCUCAAACAAGAGUUCCUGUUAUUAAUUCAAUGAAUUCAAAUGAUAUAAGAUUAUCUGUUAAAAAUGCAUUAAAACAUGAAUCAAAUAGAUUUGAAGUUGGUGUAUUGAAUCAAAAUUCAUUAAAAUCAUCAAAUAAUAAUUUAAAUAAUAUUCCAUUACCAAAAUCUCCAUUAGAUUCAAUUAAAAUUAAUACAUCAAAUACAAAUUUUGUUAAAAAGUCAUCAUCACCAACAUCACCUUCAACAUCAUCAAAUAUUGAUAAUUUAUCUUUAUUAGAAAUUUAUAAUAAAGAUCAUGAAGAAAUUGAACAAGAUAAUGAUGAUGAUGAUGAUGAUGCAAAUGAAACAAUUAAACCAAAAUCAAGUAAAUCAAUAUUUAUGACAAAUAAUAAUGAUGAUAAUAAAAAUUUACAAAAAAUUGAAGAGGAAAAUUAUCUUGAUUUCCAUUUUGAUGAUGAAUAUUAUGAAGAUGCUUGUGAUCCAAGAAUUUCUUAUUUACAACCUCAUAAACCUUUUGUUGAUGUUAUACCUUUAAUGUUGGGAGAACCUUUAUCAUCAAAUGAUACACCAUUAAAUUUAUCUUCAGUUCCAAAAUUAACAAAAGCAUCACCAUUUUUCGGUAUGGAGGAAGAUAAAGUGGAAAUUUCUAAAGAUGAAUUAAAAUUAUAUGAAGCUUUAAAAUAUGAUAAGAGUUUCCCAAUUUGUCCAAUUAAUUGGAAAGGUGAAAUUAUUGGUCCACCAAUUGAUGAUGCAAUAUAUAAUAAUAAUCAUAAAGUUGAAUUUGAAAUUGAAGAUGAGAAUGGGAAUGGAAAUAGAAAUGAAUUUGAUGAAGAUUUGGAACCUAAAGGUCCAUAUUUUGGUAAAAUUAGUUCAUAUUGGAUUGGUGGGUUCUUCCAAAAACUUUUAAAAUUAGGUCCUUUUUCCAAUGAAUCUAAAUUAUAUGAUAAAUAUCCUUGGGCUAAAAUUUUUUAUGAUGUUGAAAAUAAAGAUAAUCAUACAAAUAUCACUGAAUCUAAAACAAUGAAAAUUAAGAAAGGAACUAAAAAAGAAUUUAAAGAAAUUGAAUUUAAUGAAGAUAUGUUCCCAGCAAAAUAUUCUAAUACACCAUUAGAUGAAUUUGUUGAUAAUUAUACAAAUUUAAGAAGACAAAAACACACUUUUGUACCAGCAUCAUAA